AUGUCGCUCCCACAGUUCACCCACCCGGACAGCACAAUUCCCAAGCUCCCGGAAUCGUCGACGUCAGUUGUCCGUCGCCCCACCAAGUUUGACCACUUUACCUUUGAACCAUCGUCUCGCUGGGUGCGCGCUAUUGUGCCUGGUGAGCGCACUUGCGUUGUUGACAGCCGCCACCAACUCCUCGUGUGGGAGCCCAACAGUGGUAUUCCAGAGUACGCGUUCCCCCUUGCGCAUGUGCGAAACGACUUGCUCGUGCCCACGACUCAUCCCGAGGCUGCCAAGGCGUACUGGCGCCCCAAAGCCGAGGUAACGUGGUUUGACCUCGUUCUCCUCCAUACAACAAUCCCGUGUGCCGCGUGGAAGUACAACCGUCCCGAGCUUGAAGACUGGAUAUCACUAAGCUGGCAUCCGGCCACCGAAUUAGCUUGGUACGAGGAGCAAGAGGAGGUGCACACCCACCCACGCGACCCGCAUAUUCGGGUUGAUACUGUGCCCACCCACCGCCACAUCCAGGCUGUUAUGAGCGGCUCCGUCCUUGCUGACUCUGCGGAUUCGGUUGCACUUUUCGAAACUACGUUGCCAACGCGGUUCUAUCUUUCACGGGCCGACAUCAACUGGGACCUCCUCGAGCACGUCCAUCGUCGCACGUCCUGUCCGUACAAGGGUCACUGCGAGGACUAUUGGCGCCUCAAGGGCGGUGACGGCUCCCUUGUGGCUUGGUCUUAUGCCGAGCCCAUGCCGCAGCUUUCGUCCAUCGCUGGGCUGGUCGCAUUCGACUCGGGCAAUGUCCAGCUUCUGGUUGAUGGCAAACCCUUCGAGGGGCCUGAGGUGUGGGCAUGA
Molecule: messenger RNA, 840 nt
Organism: Apiotrichum porosum
Lineage: Eukaryota; Fungi; Basidiomycota; Tremellomycetes; Trichosporonales; Trichosporonaceae
Exons: 1
Coding region: 1-840 (279 amino acids)
Source: RefSeq, a predicted model, not a curated record